CCUACUUUGCCUUCGCUUUUCCUUGUGCAUGAACAGUUGUAGGAUUAACUUGGCGUAAGGAACGAUCAUAAGGGUAGAUCAGGUUUAAAAUAUCUCUCGCAUUGGUCGAUUUGCCAAACACGACCCAAUGGAAUUGGACAAUGUGGACAUGACCUGUGCUCGGGAUCGUAGCGAGCGCCAAGUUGAACUUGUUGUAAAUUUAUUAUUACUACCUCGUGGUCCUCGAACACGUGAAGUGAGUGUAGUUCAGUUACGUCAGAGAUUUGAAAAUUUAAACGUUUGCUAGGUUUGUUGAUGUGGCGAUUUGUGUUAAUAGUGACGGGUGUGCGGGGGCCAUCAAUCAGCAGAAACAUUUUUCGCCCAUUGUCGCAUCCCGACGUGACGCAUCCUGUCGAAUAAAUCGCCGCCGGGUUUGAUAGAUUAAGGGGCGAUAGUCGCGAUACCAAUAUUGGGUUAUAAAUGUUCGAACGCAUCGGAUUGAUAGAGAUAAAGGAUCGUUUUUCUAUAUAAAAUUUCCGUUCGUCCAAAAGAUAAAUUUGCAUUACGUGGCGUCUAAGCACAGGAAGCUGUGAUAAAAAAAAAAACAAAUUAUAUUUUACGUACGAUUUAACACUACUUGGAGACAAAAAGACACGUAUCAAAUAUUUAGAUAAGUAAAGGAGAAGUACAAGUUAAAAGUUUGAAACAUAUAUCUUGCACACAAAGUUACAUGUUUAAAAACUGAUAUUGGUGGAUUGAGAACAUACAGGCUGUUUAUCUCAUGUAAAUUUUUCUUUCGCAAAGUGCUGGCAUAUAUGCGUAAGACUAACUUGUUGAUUUAAUAUAGUCAUUAAAACGUAUAAGUUAUAACUGGUUUCUACAUUUCUGAAAAUACAUAAAUUAGUAUUUAUAACUUUCAUGACAAAAAAUAGACACUGUAAAUAUAGUGUCUCAUUGAGCUUUAGCUUGUAAUCUUGCAUUGUAAUCUUGUAUUAAAGUCAAACUCUGUAUGAAUAUGAUAGAUUUCUAAAAAAAAAAAUGCAACAUAUCUAACUAAAUAUAAUAUAAACUAACUGAAAUUAAUAGCAAAGCAAAGAAAAAAAGCUUAUAAAAAAAAAGAAAAAAAAACUAUUAAAGAAGUAACACAAAACACUCACCAAAACUAUAUAUGUGAAUUUGAUAAAAUUAUAAAUUAUUGCAAGAUACACUAAGUAAUAUAAAAUAUUUCGUGCCUUACACAUAUUCUCAAUCAACACAAUUACUAAUGAGGGCAACUAAGUGCAAUAUACUACUUUAGUAGAAAUUAAAAAAGAAUUUGCAAGUCUCCAAGAAUCACAUCUUGUACUUGUCUUUUUUUGACUAUGUACCAUACUGUGUUUCCAUCACAAAUGAUGGUGCAACUAACAAGUGGACAACAAACAAAUGGACAGUGUCCAUCAGCGCAAGCACACACAGUACAUAUUAAUGGUGCAUUGCAUCAAGCUGAUUUUGCACAGUAUGGUCCCGAUAUUUCUGGACACGGCAGAUAUCGUAUGAUGCAGACAGGAUCCCACCCAUUAGAUUUAUUACAACUAAUAGGAGUUGAUACGCCAUCAUUACGACAUGUAGAAUAUAUGCAAUUUAAUAGCAAUUCCUCUUCUGCACAUUGGAAAAGAGGAAUAGGCGCAUCCAGUGGUGCCGCAAUUAUACCAUCAUCAAACUAUAAUUUCAAGCCGACAAAUAUGAAUUCAGCAAAGAAUAAACAAGGCUGGAACAACAGAAAUGGUAGAAGAAGUUCAUAUAGAAAUUCUUUCUCCAAGUAUGAGACUUACAAUAGUGACAGCAGUGGAUUUAGUUCGCGUUCGUCAACACCAAGCAAACAUCAAAUUGACAAUAGUUUAACAGAGAGUUCAGACGAGCGGGACUCCACAAGUUCAUUAAGAGGACAGGGCAUGAAGAAACAUUACAAAAUGCAUUCAGACAACAGAGCAAUCAAUAAAUCCACAAAUGGUUUAAUCUCCACAAAUACUUCAGCACAACAAUUUUAUCACAGUCAACAACGGUCUGUAAAUUAUUAUCACACUGCCAUUUCUAAUUCUAGAUCUCAUUUUCAAAAUUAUCAAAAUAGAAAAAAGUAUUUACCAGGUAGAAAUGAAAAUACACCUCAAAGGCCACCAAGAAAUCGUAAAUUUACUGAACUUUUAACGCCGAAUUACAAUGUAAUGCCUAGAACGCCUUGCAUAGCUCCUGACAGAUUUCUUGCCAGAUCUCAUUUGGUAGAAGUGACUACUACACCUAACAACCUCGUUACAGGAUCGAUAUGGGACAGUCUGUCGCAACAAGUUUGGAAGAAAUUUAUAUCAUGUCAACAAACAGAAAAGACUUAUAGAACUAAAAUGAUGCUAUGGAAGCAGCUUUAUAUUUAUAUUAGGAGUUCGUAUCCAAAAUAUGGUUUAUUCUUGGUUGGCUCAACAAUGAGUGGAUUUGGUUCGGAUAAUAGCGAUGUCGACAUGUGUCUUUUAGUGAGACAUACAGAAGAAAUGGAUCAGAAGACCGAAGCUAUAGAACAUUUAGAACAAGUAUUAAAACAUCUAAAAAACUGUGAAUUUAUUCACCAAAUAGAGCUUAUACACGCAAAGGUGCCUAUUAUAAGAUUUUACGAUAUAUGGCAAUGCUUACAAAUUGACUUAAAUUGUAAUAAUGCUGUCGGUAUUAGAAAUACUCAACUAUUAUAUUGUUAUUCAAAACUUGAUUGGAGAGUAAGGCCAUUAGUAAUUGUCAUAAAAUUGUGGGCUCAAUGUCAAGAUAUCAAUAAUGCAAAAAAAAUGACGAUAUCCAGUUACUCUCUGGUGCUUAUGGUGAUACAUUUUUUGCAAUGUGGUGUCAACCCUCCAGUUCUGCCAUGCUUGCAAUCGAUAUUUGUCAGCAAAUUUAGCUCGCAAACGGACAUCCAUAGUAUCGACAUUCACGAGGAUUUAAAUAUCCCAUUCUCCAUUCGUUUACCUGAGAAUCGUCAAUCUCUCGGAGAAUUGAUUUUAGAAUUUUUCAAUUACUACGUCAAAUUUGAUUACAGCAAAUAUGCGAUAUCUGUUCGUUUGGCGAGCAAAAUACCAAUAGAGGAAUGUCGUAUGGCGCAGUCUCUCAAAAAUGAUCCCCAUCAGUGGAAAAAUCUAUGUAUUGAAGAACCAUUCGAUCUGACUAAUACGGCAAGAUCAGUCUACGACUCGGAUAUAUUCGAAAAAAUUAAGAAAGUAUUUUGCGUCACGUAUCAAAGACUGAAAAAAUCGCGAGAUUUGAACUGUAUAUUUAUCCAGCUAAUGUAAUAUUUAAAGGCGUGCUGUUUUGAUGAACAAGUUGUUCAAACGGAAUCGAAGGCGUUGUGUUAAACGGUUAAUGGCUUCCUGAUCUGAUGAUCUGAAAUAAAGAUGCAAAGUGGAAGAAAAACUGCUGACAUCGUGUUAUACGAUUAUGUAUCUUGUGAUAUCAAACUAUAUUUUCGAGCAACUUUGCAAGGUACUCAAGACAGAACUUCACACACACACACACACACGCGCGGGCGCGCGCACAGCCUCGUUAAAUUUUGUACGUUCUCUUUCCGGAAGUUGCAACGAUUAUUAUAUAACAUCUUGUUUGUAUAUAAAUAUAUAUGUGUGUGUGUGUGUGUGUGUAAAAAAAUCAUUGUGUUCGCUCUAACGUGCAAACAUUUUGAUAUGAAACACCCAAUGCACGAAUAUCGUUCCUAACGUAAGACAUUAGAAUUGCGAAACGUGCAAUAAAAUCUAUAAGGUGUGUUACAGCUUAUAGAUUUUAUCAUCUCUUGUUUGAAUCUUUCUAAAUCUUCAAAAAAGUAACUCUGUGCGUUAAUAAUCCACACAUCAAUUUCUCUAAAAAAGAUUUGAUAUUUUUAUAUAUAUAUGCAUACACAUGUAUGGUAACGCCAUAAAAUUUAUUAUUGUAACGUUUGUCAUGCCAACAUUAUUCAACAUAAGUUUUUCACAAGUCUAUGCUCGUCACGAUUAUGUAUAAGUCUUCCAUAUAAGUUAGCAAAUAUAAAAUCAUACGAAGUACCUUGCUCUUUGAUAUUGGUAACGUAAUCGCAGAGCACAGAGUGAUAUAAAAAUAAUUAAACAUGUAUAUAUAUAUAUUUUUUUUGGCGUUAAAACUAUAUUAUCAGACACUGCACAAACAAUGCAUAAAUAUCAACGCACAAAUAUAAAUUUUCAAUAAAAAAAAGUGUUUAAACUUAUAAUUUGCCACGAAACAAAUGUGUCUGAUAGAAAAAUACCAUCCUAUAGAAUUGUAUACGUAAACACAAAAAACAAAAAAAAAACAGGAAGCAGUACUUAUUUUUUGUACAAUUGUUAUUCCUUACAA
Molecule: messenger RNA, 4332 nt
Organism: Pseudomyrmex gracilis
Lineage: Eukaryota; Metazoa; Arthropoda; Insecta; Hymenoptera; Formicidae
Product: poly(A) RNA polymerase gld-2 homolog A-like
Exons: 12
Coding region: 1341-3281 (646 amino acids)
Cellular component (GO): cytosol
Molecular function (GO): poly(A) RNA polymerase activity
Source: RefSeq, a predicted model, not a curated record